CAGAUGUAGAGAAACGCCUGGCUACGCUUCGCCCAUGAGCGCUUUGCACCUCUCCCGCCUCGCGCGGCGCAAGCGCUGCUGGCGCCGCGCCACGUCGCUCGCGACGCGGGGCCCACGGCGGCGGAGCCGCCGGAUCCGGGGCAAGUCCAGUGCCCGCACGCCACCGCAGCUGCGGCCAGCGGUCGCCGACGCGGCAGAGGUGGAAGAGGAGCUGCCCUUCUUCCUGGAUGUGGCCGGCGACGCGGCAGCCCACGCGGCCACGGCGGGCCAAGCGGCGGGCCAAGCGGCGGCCAAGUCGUCCGCGCUGUCCGUGUCAGGUCCAGUGGUGGACACGCGGCCGGCGGAGGAGCAGCCAAAAGAGCAGGAGGAGGAGGAAUUGCCUCCGCUGCAAACGCCCUUGGCCUUCGCCGUGAUCCCCUCGACGGCGACCGAGGCCGUCGAGGAGGCCUGGGCACAGGCGGCGGACACGACCUGCGCUCAGCCCGAUCAGCUUGAGGAGGAAUUGGAGCAUGCGUCCUUAGACCGCUUCUACCGAGAAACCGAGGCGAAGCGGGCUGAGAGUCGGUCGGCGCAACUGCGGUACUACAACGGAGACAGGCCUGAGACCUUGCGCACGGAUGAUGGCUACCUCACUAGGCUGGGCUCCAAGCACUUUUGCCUGCUGUGCUUUGGCACCAACCAUCGCGCGCAAAGCUGCCCAGAGACCAGGUGUUGGAUUUGUUUCGCGACCGGGCACAAUGUGAAGCAUUGCCCACGUGCGAAAGACAAAUGUGACUUGUGCUGGCGCAAGGGCCACAACUUCAAGUCAGGCACCGGCUGCCCCCACGAGGCCCUCCGCCGCGCGCAGCGCUGGGAGCUGCGGCACCAGGUGCGCUGUGGCGUGUGCCGUGGAGAAGGACAUCUAAUGUGCGACGGCAGUGGGAAGCCCCCUUCUGAGAGCUGGGAUGAUGUGCCAGAGCUGGAGGGCCCUCAACAGGAUGACACGUUGAAGGCGCGGGCCUUCGCGGCGGCCGUCGCGGGCCGAAGCGGACGAGGUCACUGGAACACUUGGGAGCAGCGGAGUUGGGAGGAAAAGCGGGCAGAGAAGAGCUGGGCCUCAACCGUCUCUGUCUCCAGCAACUGGAAGGAGCAUAAGAGAUGGAAGGACCAGGAGGACUGGAAGUCCCGUGGUUGGAAGUCCCAUGGAGAUCACCGUGGUGACGUCCGGUCGCACCGCAGCGAAGCCAGACACCGCCAGCACACGGUGCCCAGCAUGCGGAUCCGCGAUCAGCCCUCCAAGAGGUCUUUGAAGCGGGCGGAGGAGAAGAAGCGAAGGCGUUGAGCGAAUCAGUGUCCGUUGCAUCACUGCAUCGCUGAGAGGUUAUGUGCUGGCGAGUUGGCUACGUCGCAUGACAGGCCAUAGCCAUAAGAGCCUG
Molecule: messenger RNA, 1415 nt
Organism: Durusdinium trenchii
Lineage: Eukaryota; Dinophyceae; Suessiales; Symbiodiniaceae
Source: the annotation of a GenBank genome assembly